AAAUUUUGUAAUUUUGUAUGAACGACUCUGAUUCUCAAAUUAAUAAUCCUUUAAGUAAUAGCCAUGUCUCGAAUUCAGAAUAAGAAUAAUUGAUACGUUAAGAAGAAUCAGAUUGUGAAUUCGAAUGUUCAUAAAACCCAAUGCUAACAGAGGAAGAUAACAAUGAAAAGUCUAUAGUAAUAAAUAAGCUUAUCUAAAAUUCAUGUAUAAUUAAUGCUAUUUAAGAAUCUUCUAAUCAAAGAAAUAAGAAAAGUUAGUUAGGAUCCUUUUUAACUUCUUAAUAAUUAGAAUCAUAAUAAUACAAAAUAUCUGUUUAGUAUGUAGAUUCGAAUAUUGGUAAUCCUUUGUGUUCAGGAGAAGAAGAAACAUAAGAAAAUUUGAGGAACAUGAAGGAAAAACUUCAAUAAAUGGAAAUAAAAUUUGAAAAUUAAGCAAAUGAAAUCAAAGAAAUUCAAAGUAAUAAAUUAUUAAAAAUUCAGACAAUUUUAAUAAAACAAAAGAAGAAUUAGAAUAAUUGAAAUAUGAAAAUGAAGAGUAUAAAAAAGAAAACAUUUAAAUAAGAUAAUAGAUGCAGAAAUAACAAAGUGAAAUUUAAAAAAUCUAAAAUUUGUUAUCAUUAAUGCUCUAGGAGAGAUAAUUAAAUCGUUAUGAUCAUCAUAUUUCAAGUUAGAAUAAAAGAUCCAAAACAACAGUUGAAUUAAGCAAAGAUAUGAUUAAUAGUUAAGAAGAUCAACAAAAAAAAAACCAAAAGUAAACUAAUAGUAAUGGAUCUCCAAUAAAAUCAAGUGAUACUUCAUUAUCCUAAUAAUAAACUGCUUUUCUUAUAAAUAGUUCGAAAAGUUAUUAUCAUAAACCAUAUACAACUCAAGUUUAAUUAUUUAAUACAAAUCAAUUAGCUGCUCUUCUCAAAUUACGUAACUAUAUAUUUUUAAUUGAAAGCUCUGAAUCGGAAAGAGGAGGAAAGAAAAGAUUUGUAAUAGAAAUUAAUUGGAAAAGACUUUAAUUAUUUAUUUCAUAAGCCAAUAAAGUCUAGUUGUAAUAUUUAAUUAAGAUUAUAGCUAUAAAUCUGAACCAAGCAAAAGGCUAAGGAAUACCAUCAUCUUAUUCAUUCAUAAACACAUCCCUGAUAAAAUGA
This is a messenger RNA of Paramecium sonneborni, 1135 nucleotides long. The record is from the annotation of a GenBank genome assembly. Lineage: Eukaryota; Ciliophora; Oligohymenophorea; Peniculida; Parameciidae.